AGGGGAGCAGCUCAGUGACCCCAAGAGGGGGCUGAUAUAAAGAUGAUACUUUGGAGGGAAGGGGGAUCAACUGGCAGGACCGGACGCAACUCUCUCCCAUGCUACCAAAAAGCCCGCUUGAGGCAGCACAGGCUCCAGGGCCUUAGGCCCUCACAAAACAUUUGGCAAAGUCUGGACAUUCAGGUCAAAAAUCUGACACGCCCCCCGCCCACGCAGUAAAAACACGAAAUCGCGUCCCAGAUGGGGCUAAGUCCUGUCAGAGCAGCGGAGGGUUCGGGUCCCAGCGCCACCGGCCAUCUCGGGACACAGGGCCUGCUAUCCACAUCUCUUCCCUGAGCUGCCCACUUGGGGCCAUGGCGCUGCCAACAAAGCCUAGCAUGAUUGAUCUGGGCCUGGGCACCUGGAGCCCUAGCUCCCAGGAGCAGAGCCACAGGGCUCGGGCACCCUCCAGGGGUGUUGGCAAGCAGCUGCCUGAGUACAAGGCCGUGGUCGUGGGCGCGAGUGGCGUGGGAAAGAGCGCGCUGACCAUCCAGCUGAACCACCAGUGCUUCGUGGAAGACCACGACCCCACCAUCCAGGAUUCCUACUGGAAGGAGAUGGCCCUGGACCACGGAGGCUGCAUUCUGAAUGUGCUGGACACGGCGGGGCAGGCCACUCAUCGGGCCCUGCGUGACCAGUGUGUGGCGAUUGGGGAUGGUGUGCUGGGUGUCUUCGCCCUGGAUGACCCCUCGUCUCUAGCCCAGCUGCAGCAGAUGCGGGCCACCUGGGGCCCACACCACACCCAGCCCCUCGUCCUUGUGGGCAACAAGUGUGACCUUGUGACCACCACCGGAGAUGCUCGUGCUGCUGCUGCAGCCCUCGCGAAGAGCUGGGGGGCCCCUUUUGUGGAGACCUCAGCCAAGACACGCCAAGGUGUGGAGGAGGCCUUCUCCCUGCUCAUCCAUGAGAUCCAAAGAGUCCGAGAGGCCAUGGCAAAGGAGGCCAUGGCAGGGCCAGGUGGGGAUAAAGGCCGGCACCAGAAGGCCAUGUGCCGCUGUGGCUGCUCUGUGGCCUGAAGUUCUUGGUCUAGAAAAGUGGACCCUCCCCCAGACCAGGGUGGUGGUUCCUUCACUUGAGACCUGCCCGCCCCCCCCCCCCCCCCACUCCCCGACCCCAGCAACUAGCUGUGUGGGACACUGUCGGUGUACUGGGGAUAGAUGGACCCUUCUCCCGGGGAUGUUUUCUUUUGGUGAUGGGCUUUUUGGCAAUGUGGGGCCGUAGCGUUGGUUAUAUAUUAUGUCAAGUUGAUU
Molecule: messenger RNA, 1289 nt
Organism: Mesoplodon densirostris (Blainville's beaked whale)
Lineage: Eukaryota; Metazoa; Chordata; Mammalia; Artiodactyla; Ziphiidae
Gene: ERAS
Product: ES cell expressed Ras
Exons: 4
Coding region: 354-1055 (233 amino acids)
Biological process (GO): Ras protein signal transduction
Cellular component (GO): plasma membrane
Molecular function (GO): GTPase activity; GTP binding; GDP binding
Source: RefSeq, a predicted model, not a curated record